UCCCGGGAGCCCCUUGAAGGACACAUUGUAGAUGUAGAAAGACGUUGGAUGAGGACAGCCCAGCUGCAGUGAGGUGUCUAGGACAGAGCAUGGCUGUAGCCCUGGAAUCCCGGGCCCAGGCCUCUCCCCCACCAGAGCUGGAAGAACUCCUGAUUGUGAAACUGGAGGAGGACGCGUGGAGAUCAGAAUCCAGACCUCAGGAGAAAGACCAUGACCCUGUCCCUGGCCCCGAGGCCUCCCGCCAGCGCUUCAGGCAGUUCCAGUACAGGGAUGCGUCUGGACCCCACGAGGCCUUCAGCCAGCUCUGGGCGCUCUGCUGUCGCUGGCUGAGGCCAGAGGUCCGUGUCAAAGAGCAGAUCCUGGAGCUGCUGGUGCUGGAGCAGUUCCUGACUAUCUUGCCCAGGGAGGUCCAGGCCUGGGUGCAGGCGCGCCACCCUGAGAGCGGUGAGGAGGCGGUGGCCCUGGUGGAGGACUGGCACCGAGAGGCCCGGGCCGCAGGACAGCGGGGACUGGGGUCGUGUGGAAAGGAGACGAGGUCCGCAGAGGCACCGCGGGAGUCCCGGAGCUUUCAGCGGCCGCCAGUGGACCGCUGGCCCAAGCCGCAGCCCCAGACGCAGUGGGUGAGAGACCCGUGCCCUGACCUUCCCAAGCAUCUGGACACCAAGACGCCACCCCAGGCCCUGAAAGAGAGUGCUGUCCUCACUCCCCGAGUCCCUACUCUCCCAAAGAUGGGGAGCGUUGGAGAUUGGGAGGUGACAGCUGAGUCCCAGGAAGCCCUGGGCCCCGGCAGACAUGCUGAGAAGGAGUUCCACAAAGCGCCCCCAGGAGAAAACUGUGGGAACGGCGUGCCCCUGGGAGUUCUAGUUUCAAAACCAAAUAUCGUCUCCCAGCGGGAGCAAGGACCAGAAUUUUGGGGUCUGAAUCUUAUGAAUUCUGGAAAAAGGAACACUGCAGAUUAUAGCCUGGAUAAUGAGCAAGUAAAACCAGCGCCAGCGUUGACCUGGAGGGACUCAAAGGCCUGGGAAGAACAAUACCAGUGGGACGUGGAGGACAUGAAGGUGUCAGGUGUGCACUGGGGCUAUGAGGAAACCAAGACUUUCCUGGCAAUUUUGAGUGAGUCUCCCUUCUCUGAGAAGCUCCGGACUUGUCACCAGAACCGCCAGGUGUACCGGGCCAUUGCAGAGCGGCUGAGGGCACGGGGCUUCCUGCGGACACUGGAGCAGUGUCGCUACAGGGUCAAAAACCUCCUGCGGAAUUAUCGGAAGGCCAAGAGCAGCCACCCACCGGGGACCUGUCCCUUCUACGAGGAGCUGGAGGCCCUGGUGAGGGCUCGGACAGCCAUCAGAGCUACAGAUGGCCCAGGAGAGGCUGUGGCUCUCCCCAGGCUGGGGGAUAGUGAUGCAGAGAUGGAAGAGCAAGAGGAAGGGAGCUGGGAACCGGAGGAAACAGCAGAAGACUGUAACGGUGAUGACCUGGCCACUGGCGAGUCCGUUCCGGGGCCCAGGAUUCCAGGGGGUCCAACUCUGUUCCAUAGCCGUAUCGGUGUGCACUGGGGCUACGAGGAGACCAAGGCCUUCCUGACAAUUCUCAGUGAGUCCCCAUUCUCUGAAAAGCUUCGCACCUGUCACCAGAACAGCCAGGUGUACCGGGCCAUUGCGGAGCGGCUGUGUGCACAGGGCUUCCUGCGGACACUGGAGCAGUGUCGCUACAGAUUUAAAAACCUCCUUCGAAGCUACCGGAAAGCCAAGAGCAGGCACCCACCAGGGACAUGCCCCUUCUAUGAGGAGCUGGACUCGCUGGUCAGGGCGCGGACUGCGGUUAGAGCUAUGGGGACCAUCAGAGAGGCAGCGGGUCUCCCUAUGUCUGGGCGGAGCAGUGCAGAGGCUGAUGACCAGGAGGCCUGGGAUGAGAUGGCAGAUGAAGAUGUCAUCAAACCUCCAACCCCAUGUCCUAAAACCCCAGACACUGGUUUUGAGAUGAGGCAUGAGGAUGAAGACCAGAGUUCAGAGCAGGAUAUUUUUGAGGAUUUGCCUGGAGCAUUAUCAAAGUGUACUACAGAAGUUGUUUGCCACUCUCACGACUGGGGGGAAGACAGUGAAAAUGAAAAUGAAGGUGAAGAGCGGUCAGGAAAUCCACCCCAGGAACAGUGGGAAGAAUGUUCUUCUGAAGAGGACUUAGAAAAACUUAUUGACCAUCAAGGCCUGUACCUUGCAGAGAAACCCUACAAGUGUGAUACAUGCGUGAAAAGCUUCAGUCGGACCUCCCACUUCAUUGCUCACCAGCGGACACACACAGGUGAGAAGCCCUACAAAUGCCUCAAAUGUGGGAAAAGCUUCAGUGACCGCUCCAACCUCAAUACCCACCAGAGAAUUCACACUGGAGAGAAGCCCUACAAAUGUCUCGAAUGUGGGAAAAGCUUUAGUGACCACUCCAAUCUUGUCACCCACCAGAGAAUCCACACAGGGGUAAAGCCCUAUAAAUGUGGAGAAUGUUGGAAAAGCUUCAACCAGAGUUCAAACCUUCUGAAACAUCAGAGAAUCCACUUGGGAGGAAAGCUUGACCAUUGUAGUGAGUCUGGGGAAAACUUUGGCCAAAGUCCAUCCUUUAGUGCUCACUGGAGGGACUUGGCAGAGGAGACAUCUCCUGAACAACCUCACAGUGCGAGUAAGAACUUGAAUUCUCCUGGGCUGCACAGCACCAACUCAGGGGAGAAACUUUAUCAGUGUUCUGAAUGUGGAAGAACCUUCUCCAAGAGCUCUGCCCUCAUCAGUCACCAAAGAAUUCAUACGGGAGAGAAACCAUAUGAAUGUGCUGAAUGUGGGAAAAGCUUCAGUAAGAGCUCCACGUUGGCUAACCACCAGCGAACCCACACUGGGGAGAAGCCGUAUAAGUGCCCGGACUGUGGGAAGUGCUUCAGUGAACGCUCCAAGCUCAUCACACACCAGAGAGUGCACACAGGAGAGAAGCCCUACAAAUGCCUCGAGUGUGGAAAAUUCUUCCGUGACCGUUCUAAUCUCAUUACUCACCAGAGGAUUCACACAGGAGAGAAGCCUUAUAAGUGCAGAGAGUGUGGGAAAUGCUUCAAUCAGAGCUCUAGUCUUAUUAUUCACCAGAGAAUCCACACUGGGGAAAAACCCUACAAGUGCUUGGAGUGUGGCAAAGACUUCAACAAUAGCUCCCACUUCAGUGCCCACCGGAGAACCCAUGCAGGAGGGAAAACAUCAUAGGAAACAACUCCUCCCACAACAAAAGAGAUACAUGUGUAUUUAAACCUCCCAAGAUUAUAAGGUGUAUGGGAGAAGGGAACAUUCCCUGUUGUUAAGCUUGGUGUAUACCCAGGGAAGUUACCUUAAUGUAAUCCAGGUAAUGUGGAAGGGAAUUACAAAUGUUCAGGAUCCAGAUUUGAAGGCAUUUUUCUUCAGUGUGCUUUGUUUUUCUCCUGUUAAAAAUCUCCACUCAGUCCUCAGGCUGUCCUUCCGUUUGCUGUCGGUUAAGGGCUUUGUCAGUGUUUGAGCCAAACUGAUAGCUUAGGGGACUAGAGGCAAAUCAGUGGUCCUGAGUAGUGAUUUCAAACCUUGCUGUGCCUUCACAUCAUCUGUGUGUUUCCACACCCCGUCAGUACACGUCACAGAAUGUCCUGUAUGCAGUUUUUAGUGGGGUGUAUCCUCAGAGGAGAAUGUGGAGACUGAUGAGAGGGGCAUACUUGAGAGUCUGGCUUAGAGCAGGCCACUGUGAGCUCAGCGAAAAGUAGGAACAGUUACAUAUUACUUAGGCUCUGUGCUAAGCACUUUAUACACAUGAUCUCAUUUAAUCCUCACAACAGCCCUAGGAAGUAGGUACUAAUAUUUCCCCUAUUUCCCAGAAAAGAAAAGCUAGGCUUAGGAAACUGAAGUCACUUGCUUGGGUCACACCCCUGAAAAUGGCAGAGGCAGAAUUCAACCGGACCUGUCCGUCCAGAGCCUGAGGUGUUACCACCACAGCGAAUCCCCACUCACAUUAGGGCAUGUAAGUCAGGCCAGGAUCUCAAAGCACUUUGUAGAGCACACGUCCUGUUGAAAUUCCUCUCUGAAUUCUCCCCAAGGUGAGAGGUCUUGGGAUAUUGAGAACAGUCAAUGUGCGUUGAGCAAGGAUGAAUGAUUGCCACAGCACGAGAUGUGAAUUUCCAUCUGUACAAUAACACGGGUGGGAGAUACAGGUGGGUUGAGAUUGGGGAAACACAUGUAGCCAAAGUGAUGUUUCUUCCAAUGAGAUACUGCUUUGGCUAGGGGAAGAGGGCUUAAAGAUUUCCCUUUUUUCAGAGGGUCAGUCCUGCUUCUUGUUACUUUUGGGUAAGUCGAGUUAAACCUUGCAGGAACCUGGGCUUCUUCACCAGUGUUCAUUCAUCCCUGUUUACUUGCCUCCCUGGCCCUUCCCUCUUGGCAGGGCAGAAGCUUUGCUGCCGAUCCCCAGGCCAAGGCUGAGGCUGAAGGGAGGUGUCAGGAGUGGGUGUGUGUGCGAGAUGCUACUGAGAGGGCUUUGAAUACUGUCCCACCUGAGCCAUCGUGUCCCAAGGCGACCCCAUGCUUGCUAAAUGUUGACCAUUAAGACCAGCCUCCUACACAGACAGGCUAAAGCUGAAGGUUCACUCAAAGAAUAGUUUUCUACUUUUCAGCAUUUAGACGUCCAGAGUUUCUCCUUAGGAGGGUUUAAAAAUACUGACCAAGGACUCUGGUUUCCGUAGGAUUUUAAAAGUCCCUCUCCUGACGUCUGCCUAUGACACUGGGGUGCCUUUCAUACCCUGGUUAUUUCAUGAACUUGGGAGAUACCUAUCAGCAGAUGUGAUGGAACCUUCAAGAGUAGAAUUUUCUGUUCACGUGAGAGGAAGUCAGUGGAGAGACUCGCACUCCCAUUCUGUGGAGAUCACUCCUUAACCCUGUCUGCUUCCCCAAAACCAGUUCACCUGGGGUCACGGCCUGUCAACUCCGUCCCAGCUUCCCUUUCUUGCUUCACAUGAUCUCCAAGGGGCAGGGGUCAUGUGUGAGGCCUGGACAGGAACUAGCAGAUGUCAGUAACUGCAGUAAUAAUAGGGAGCCG
This is a messenger RNA of Molossus molossus (Pallas's mastiff bat), 5073 nucleotides long. RefSeq names its product zinc finger and SCAN domain containing 20 (gene ZSCAN20). Lineage: Eukaryota; Metazoa; Chordata; Mammalia; Chiroptera; Molossidae. The coding region runs from base 90 to 3227 and encodes 1045 amino acids. The record is from RefSeq and is a predicted model, not a curated record. The transcript is spliced from 7 exons. Gene Ontology annotation, biological process: regulation of transcription by RNA polymerase II. Gene Ontology annotation, molecular function: DNA-binding transcription factor activity, RNA polymerase II-specific; RNA polymerase II cis-regulatory region sequence-specific DNA binding.